This is a messenger RNA of Saccostrea cuccullata (small rock oyster), 708 nucleotides long. RefSeq lists its product as uncharacterized. NCBI's taxonomy places the organism in Eukaryota, Metazoa, Mollusca, Bivalvia, Ostreida, Ostreidae. Bases 1 to 708 code for a protein of 235 amino acids. The record is from RefSeq and is a predicted model, not a curated record. The transcript has a single exon.
AUGGAAAACUACAUGUACUGCGAGACCUGUCAAUUUUAUUUGUGUGUUCCUUGUAAAGAGAAGCACGUGAUCGACCUGGACACCAAAUACCACGAGAUCAUUCACCCAACAAAGGAUGGUGGAUGGAUGAUACCAGAUCCAGAGUCUUGCAAGAUACACACAGACCGAAAAUAUUUAUACUGGUGUCAAUCCUGUGAAUGUCCAGUUUGUGACUUUUAUAAUGAACAUGAAAGACACACACUUGUGGACAUUACGUCUGCCUAUAAAAUUCAAAAAGAGCAACACUGGGAGAAAAUUGUUGAGAUUCGCAGCGAAAAACUUCUUUACAACCAGGCCAUUUUAGCCAAAAUUGAAUCUGAUUUCAAGACGUGUCAAAUAGCUUUGACUGAACUCCGGAUAAAAAUGUUAUCACAAGCUCAACGAGAAAAAAAUCUGAUUGAUAUGGUUUUGAAUAAUACAAAAGAGGUCUACUUUAAUAUCAACUCUAAAUUACAACAAUCGAAACAAAAUGUUAAAGAUCUAGAGAAGUACGUGCUCAGAUUUGAACAUUCGGCUAACGGAGCAGUACAUUUUUUAAUAUUUAUAAAAAAGAAAUCUGUUCCGAGGAAACAGGACAUUCCUAAAACUUUAACAGUCUCCCUGAAACAUGAAAUCAGUAUGAAAGACGUAGGUCUAUUUCAAAGGAAAAUCAAACUCGCUGAGGUCUGA